AUGCAGGAGCCGGAGCGGGGGGUGUCCGGUGCGGACCCGCCGCAGCCGGCAGCGGGGCAGAGCGGUGCCCCAGCAGCGGGCGAUGCCGUCCCCGCGGCCUCCGCCUGCCCGGACCUGGACACGCGUACAGGCGUGGGGGGUGACAGUGACGGGGCGAGCUGCCAGCCGUCGCCGCGGCCGGAGGGGGCCGGAGCAGCCCGGCCCCAGGAAGAGCCCUCGGGGACGCUCCGCGGCCCCCCUGCAGACCCCCAGCGGGUUCGCUCCGCGCCGGAGCUCGUUAGGCCGCUGCGAGCGAUGGAUGGGCUCGGACGCGACCGGACAGACAGACCCCCGCAGAGCGGGGCUGACUACGGCUUCCUCGUGAGCCAGAACACGAAGCUCCUGAGUGCACUGGAGGACCUGCGGCACCGCUGCUCCAGCCUGGCCGAGGAGAACAGCUUGCUGCGCAGGAGCUGCUUUCCCCAGACGGAGGAGAAGGUGAAGCACCUGAAGAGGAAGAACGCAGAGCUGGCAGUGAUUGCCAAGCGCCUGGAGGAGAGAGCCCGGAAACUCCAGGAGGCAAACCUCAAAGUCGUAACUGCUCCGGUGCCUCUGAAGGGCUCCAGCCUGGAGCUGUGUAAAAAAGCAUUUGCCUGCCAGCGUGCCAAGGACCUGACAGAGCAAGCCAGUGCUCUCCUGGCAAAAGACAAGCAGAUUGAAGCUCUGCAGCAGGAGUGCCGGGAGCUGCAGGCUAAACUCAUCGCAGGGAAGGAUGACCCUCGCUGCCUGAACGUCAUCGAGUUUGAUCGCCUGUUGCGGGAAUCCCAAAGAGAGGUGCUACGGCUGCAGAGGCAGAUCGCGCUGAAGAAUUUCAAGGAGUGUCUACGUUCCUCUAAAAUCAGUUCAGACAGCGCUUUGCCAAGCACUGCCACACGCCUGGGACCACCCGUACCAAUGCUAAAUACCUGCAUCAAAAGUUCACCUCUAGCGAAGGAAGCCUGCUUGGGAGACCCACUGCUUGGAAAGGAAGCACACAGAGAGGUGAGACAAGUGGGUCAGCAAUCUAAAAGUUUUGCUGUUUAA
Haliaeetus leucocephalus (bald eagle) is the source of this 1062-nucleotide messenger RNA. RefSeq names its product peripheral-type benzodiazepine receptor-associated protein 1-like. The record is from RefSeq and is a predicted model, not a curated record. The coding region runs from base 1 to 1062 and encodes 353 amino acids. The transcript has 5 exons. Gene Ontology annotation, biological process: neuromuscular synaptic transmission. NCBI's taxonomy places the organism in Eukaryota, Metazoa, Chordata, Aves, Accipitriformes, Accipitridae.